AAGGUGAAUCGAUCGAUAUCAUUUGUAAAUUUAAAUGGAACACAUACAAAUAUGAUUGAGGGAACUUGGCGAGGAUUGAAGAUACGAAUUCAACCUCGAUAUAGAGGUAUUGAAUUGAUUGAAAAAUAUCUGUUAGAAUUUAUCUGGCGACGAAAGCAUGAGAAUAAUUUAUGGCAAGGGUUGCUUGAUGCAUUGCUUGAAAUUGUAUCUCGAAUAUUUAAUCAUAUUGAUGAUCCAAAAGAUUUUCAAGUUCUCUCAAGAGUUUCAAAAGAGUGGAAACAAGUUCUUGACCAUCAUUCAUUUUGGGAAUAUCUUACAUGA
Messenger RNA from Acaulospora morrowiae, 321 nucleotides. Lineage: Eukaryota; Fungi; Glomeromycota; Glomeromycetes; Diversisporales; Acaulosporaceae. The record is from the annotation of a GenBank genome assembly.